AUGUUCUUUGCACAUCCUCAGGCUUUAUUAUUAUCAGAGAGUAUGGUCAACGAUGCUGAUGAAAAUGACAGUUCAACUGUGCAAGACAUUUUUGAUUCUGACGAUACUGAUGAAGACCCAAACUACUUAUCUGAGACAGAAAGUGAGAGUUCAUCACAGAGCGAGUCUGUGAGCGCCAAUUCAUUAGCUAUAGGAUCCUUGGGUUCCCAGCAGGGCGCAGGAAAUGCUUCCAGAAAUUGA
Messenger RNA from Acanthoscelides obtectus, 240 nucleotides. NCBI's taxonomy places the organism in Eukaryota, Metazoa, Arthropoda, Insecta, Coleoptera, Chrysomelidae. The record is from the annotation of a GenBank genome assembly.